AGAUGAAUGGAGAGCUUUUAUUAUAUAAUAGCAUUGUAACUGCCUAAAUGUUGAUUUACAUAUCAAUAUUAUUUUACUGCUAUAGCUUGGAUGUUUGUUCCCCAAAACCUCAUGUAGAAAUUUGAUCCCCAGUGGUGGAGGUAAGGCCUAAUGGGAGGUGUUUGGGUCAUGGGGAUGGAUCCCUCAUGAAAGGUUUGGUGAGUUCUCAGGGUAAUGAGCUCUCCCUCUAUUAGUUACCACUAUAGCUGGUUGUUAAAAGGAACCUAGCAGCCAGGUGCAGUGACUCAUGCCUGUAAUACCAGAAUUUUGGGAGGUUGAGGUGGGCGGAUCACCUGAGGUCGGGAGUUCGAGACCAGCCUGACCAAUAUGGAGAAACCCCAUCUCUACUGAAAAUACAGAAUUAGCUGGGCAUGGUGGGACAUGCCUGUAGUCCCAGCUACUCAGGAGGCUGAGGCAGGAGAAUCACUUGAACCCAAGAGGUGGAGGUUGUGGUGAGCCGAGAUUGCACCACUGCACUCCAGCCUGGGCAACAAGAGUGAAACUCCGUCUCAAAAAACAACAAAAACAAAAAGGACACCUAGCACCCCACAGGGAACCUAGUACCUUCCCUGCCUCUCUCCUGCUUUCUCUCUCCCCGUGUGGACUCUGCACACACUGUCUCCCCCCAUAAGUGGAGGCAGCCUGAGCCCUCACCAGAUGCCCAGUCUUGAACCUUCCAGCUAUCAGAACUGUGAGCUAAAUAAACCUCUUUUUAAAACAAGUUACUUAGCUUUAGUAAAUAUUCCUUUAUAGCAACACUAAACAGACUAAGGCAGUUACCUAUCUUUUAAAAACUGAAGAAAAAAGCUGUAAGAAUUAUCUAAUGUAGAGACAUGUUCAGUUAGUUGAGAUACGUAGGCUCUUUCUGCUUCCUAUUUUAUUUUUUGACCACUCAGUACCUAAGUGUCCCCAGUAUUUAAUGGGGCUGGUCCUAUAUUUUAUGAGUUUUUUUUUUUUUCCUGGAAAGAAUUUACUGAGCCAAAGGCAAAGUCACAUCACACCCAAACUAAUAAUUUCAGGAUAUAUUUGGACUAGUGACCUAAGUUCAAGCAUACCACAUUUAGACCAACAGAGUUAACCUUAAUCUAUAAAGAACUCAGACUGGGGACAGUGGCUCACACCUGUAAUCCCAGCACUUUGGGAGGCUGAGGCGGGUGGAUCACUUGAGAUCAAGAGUUCAAGACUAGCCUGGCCAACAUGGUGAAACCCUGUCUCUACUAAAAAUAAAAAAGUGGCCGGGCGCAGUGGCUUACACUUGUAAUCCCAGCACUUUGGGAGGCCGAGGCGGGCGGAUCACGAGGUCAGGAGAUUGAGACCACGGUGAAACCCCGUCUCUACUAAAAAUACAAAAAAAAAAAAAAAAAAAAAUUAGCCGGGCGUGGUGGCGGGUGCCUGUAGUCUCAGCUACUCGGAGAGGCUGAGACAGGGGAAUGGCGUGAACCCAGGAGGCGGAGCUUGCAGUGAGCCGAGAUUGCGCCACUGCACUCCAGCCUGGGGGACAGAGCAAGACUCCGUCUCAAAAAAAAAAAAAAAAAAAAAAAAGUUAGCCGGGCAUGGUGGCACACUCCUGUAAUCCCAGCUACUCAGGAAGCUGAGGCUCGAGAAUCGCUUGAACCUGGGAGGCAGAGGUUGCAACGAGCCGAGAUCCCGCCACUGCUCUUGAGCCUGGGCAGCAGACUUAGUGUGACUCCCUUUCAAAAAUAAAAAAUAAAUAAAAAUAUAAAGAACUCUUAUAUAUAAGAAAAAUAUUAAGGUGCCAGUAGAAAAAUGGGCAAAGGGCAUGAAUGUACAAUUCACAGAAAAAAUAUAAAUGCUCAAUAAAAGUAUGAAUAUGAAUAUGUAAGUUAUACUGAAAAUCCCUUUUUUUUUUCCCCUGGCCUAUCCACUUGGCAAAGAACUUUCUAAAUUAAUCUGAAUUUUGGUGAAGUGGAAGUGAAAAUGGAGACUCCCAUGCUGCUGAUGGAAGUUGAAGUUGGUACAUUUCUGUAGAGUAAUUCUAGCAUUGCUUGUAUUUGGAAUCUUAAAAAUGUUCAUACCGCAUAAGUUUUGACCCCGUGAGUUUUUUUUUUUUCAAGACAGGGUCUUGCUCUGUUGCUUAGGCUAGAGUGCAAUGACAUGAUCACGGCUCACUGCAUCUUUGACCUCCUUGGACUCAAGUGAGCUUUCCAUCUCAGUCUCCCGAGUUGCUAGGACUACAAGCGCAUACCACCAUUCCUGGCUAAUCUUUUAUUUUAUUUUUGUAGAGACAGGGUCUCACUAUGUUGCCUAGGUUGGUCUCAAACUCAUGGGCUCACACUAUCCUCUUGCCCCUGCCUCCCAGAGUGCUGGGAGUAUAGGCAUGAGCCACUGUGCCAGGCCCCAGUGAGCUUAUUUGGGAAUAUAUCCUGAAGAAAUAAUAAAAUAUUUGGUCAAAUAUUUAUAUAAAAGGCCAUGUAGCAUAGUUUUAUUUAGGAACAGUUCCAAUGUUUAAUAGUAAGACAUUGGUUACAUAAAUGAUGGUCUAUCAUCAUAAAAUAAAAAUUGUAUUAUUUAUUAAUUGAGAAAUAAUCACAAUACAACGUGUGAAAAGGGCAAGCUACAAAAUGAAAUGCAGUGAAGUAAGGAAAUACCCAUACUCAUGCAUACCUGCUUGCUUACAGAACAGAGGUCGGCACAAAAUAAACUAACAUUGUAAUACAGCUUGGUAGAUGGAAUUGUAGGCAAUUUUUAUUUAAUUUUUUCCUUUAUAGAAUUUUAAAAAUAAUUAUGUAAUUUUUAUUAUCAGAAGCAGGCAUUAUUUUAAAAGAAUAUUUGAAAUGGAAAAGCAUCACUUAUUUUAAGGGCCAUUCAUGUUUUUUAUCUGCAGUUUUACAUAAAUUGAAGCAUAGGACUUUAUAUCAAAAUUCAGCUGCUUUGCACCACCCAUAUCAGACUUGUCUACACUGGCUAGUUUAGGCACAAGUGACCGCCAUGAAGUGGUAGACUUCAGUUUUAGGGGUGAACCCAGAAGAUACUGUGACUUGGCCCAUGACAGGCUCGUGGAAGCAGCCUCAUUUCUCAGGUAUUCUUAUGUCCUGCACAGGAGGAAGAGACUAUGAAAAGGAGCAUUCAGACUGGAUAGUUUAUGUAACCUCAUCAGUCUCCUCCCACUCUGCCUCCGGACACACCUCUGGCAGCCAAAUGCAAUAUAAGAUUUUGCCAUUAGGUGGUGUAGAGGGCUUGAUUAAUAUUUGUAAAUUGAACUGUGUAAAUCUGUUACUAAAUACUAGAUAAAAUUUGGGGAAAAUGCCCCUUUCCUAAUCAUACUCUCUCAGAGAAAAAAAAAAAAUGCUGACAGGUUAUUAGACUGUCCAGCAGAGGUCAGUCUAAGUGUAUAAAGACCGCAUUAGUCCAGGGGCACUAAUUGGCAGAAUCCAUUGACUGCUUAUUUAGUAAAAAUGAUCUUGAAAUUAAUCUCCUCAUAGAAGAUUUUCCUUAGAAGGAUAAAAUAUUGAAAAUACCCCUCUAAAAUGAAUCUAUUGGUUGAUAGAUAUUUGAUAGAAUACUUUGUAGCCCCUAGUUUAAUAAUGAAUUUCUUAUGUGAUCCUAUUAUAUGUGUUAAUAAUACCCAAUUGCCUCAUAAAAACUGAGCUUCGAAAGAUUAUGGCAGUUUUCUUAAUUUAGAAAAACCCAGAAUCCAGGGUUGAGGAGAUGAAUGGGAAGUAAGUUUUAUUAAUUAUUUUGAGACAGAGUAUUCUUCUGUUGCCCAGGCUGGAGUACAGUGGCACAGUCAUAGCUUACUGCAGCCUGGAACUCCUGGGCUCAAAUAAUUCUCCCACCUCACCUUUCCAAGUAGCUAGGACUAUAGGUACAUGCCACCACAACUGGCUACUUUUUUAAAGUUUUUUGUAGAGAUGGGUCUCACACUGUCGCUGAGGCUGGUCUCAACUCCUGGGCUCAAGCUGUCCUCCCACUUCAACCUCCCAAAGUGAAAUGGUUUCUUAGGUUACUUUCUCUACUAAUAGUCUUUCCAGAAAUCUUUCAUAUUUCGUAGGAUUAUUUGGGGAUUCAGAAAGCCACCCAGAAGCUCCUAGCCCAAUGCCUGGCAUAUAAAAGGCGCUCAAUAAGUGCCACUGCAUUUUAGGAAGGUGAGAAUUUAGAGAAGAGAACACCACCUGGAAUCCCUGCUUAGCGGUGGAUGUAAAAGUAGACAUAGUGGUUUCCCUUUUCUCAAGUAACUGGGUCUUACUUCAAGUAAAUUAGACAUUUCCUGGAAAUGAGGGGUUGUGUAUUUUCACUUCUCUAUAUAGCCAUAGUACUCUGUAAGAGUUCACUAACUACAUGUUAAAUGGGAACUCAUGAUGGUUAACAAUAGCUCAGUGGAGAUGUUCUACAGUUAUUUCAUACAUGCUACUUUGAAGUAGCUCAGCUUAUUUUGUGAAGUGAGUGUAUGUGCCAUAGGGAAAAAAAGUCUCAAAUCCAUUGCAAGAAAAUGGUAGGACUUUUGGACACUGAAGGAAAAAGCAAAUGAAAUGGAAAAUUAUAUUUAAUCCCAAAAUGUUUUUGUUCCUUUAUUAUUUUCAAGACAGUUAGGCAGUGGGGAAGCAGUGCAUGCCAAUGAAGAAGCAGCCCAUGACUCUGAAAUAAUGCAAAUAUAAAGUGAUUACAGUAGAACAUCAUAUGACUGUUUUAAGAAAGUAGGAAACUAGUUACAUUCCAGAUGGGAAUUGUGACUGAGAAACCCCAAGAAAACUGAGUACUGACUAUUACAGAGAGUAAAAUACAGAUGAAGUGUGAAUUAUCUGGUGUUUUCUGGUUGCAUUUGCUUCUGCUAAUCUGAAUAAAUGGAAUAAUAUGGAAAGAAGAAAUUGACAAUCCUAUAAACUUUACUCUGGGAAGAAAUGGAGAUAAAAGUGUAUGCCUUGGAUUCUGAUCUGACUGGCAGGAUUGCCUCUGGCUUUUGCUAGAUUAUCUUGAAUCUUCCCUCCCUUCCAGAGCCCUCUCUUUUAGAAGAGGGGCUAGCUGGCCAGUGAACCCAUGACACAUCCAGGUUGUAUGGUCACUCUUCCAAUUAGGGAGCUAUGAAAGGAACACAUAGAAACUCCUGGAUCUCCUGUUUCAAAGUUUGAAGGAACCACUUUAAAUUUUGAUUCAGGGCCUAGAAAUACCUGCAGAGAUGGCAAGAUCCAUGAUUUUCCUUCUAUGCAGUGGUUGCUGGAGCCUGCUCUGUGGAGUGGCUAAUCUACAGCCAUGUAGUUCACUCCCAAGGCUCACUUCCCUGGUCCCUCCAUAUUUCCAGGAAUUGCCUCCCCAUUACACAGUCAAUUUAGGCUCAGGAAGUCAGACCUGGUUUCACCUCAGCCCCAGCUUUGCUUGUGCUGUUUCUGCUGUGAUGCUCUGUACACACCCACCCAUUUUUGCCAUGUGGAAUUGGCUAUGUGCUUCAAGGCCCAGCUCAACGGUCCCCUCUUCCAUGAAGCCUUCCUUUCUCUGAAUGCUCCUGCCGCACCUGGGGUGCACCCCUGUCACAAAUUCAUAAUGUUCAUGGUGAGCUAAAUUCCCAUCUCCCUCACCGUCUUGUCUUGGGAAGGAAGUAAUCCAGGAAGGGUUUGUAUCACAAAAGCUAUAGCAGACAAUUUAAAACAAGGAUGCAGGGUGGAUAGAUGAACUACCAAGGAUCAGAAGUCCACCCUGAUGCCUGGGUAUUAAGUAAGCCCAGCGGUUCUUAGAGCAAUGCUGGGGAUGGGGGGCUGGUGAGUGUGAGGCCCUAAAAUGACUGAAGUUUUGUUUCCACCCUGGCAAAAUGAAGGUCAAAAUUAAAAUUAGAUAGAAUUACUGAAAAUAAAUAUUUCUUUCACUGUUGUGGACUGAGAUUUAUACCCACUACAUUCAUCAAACCAUUUAAUGGUUCGUAGUGCCAUCCCUGGCUCCCUACCCUCCAUCAGCCACUCCAUCCAUCCCCUCUCCCCACCACCCUACAUUACUCUUGCAUUUCAGAAUUUUUAUGGUUAUUUUAUUUAUUUAUUUUGAGACAGAGUUUCCCUCUGUCGCCCAGGCUGGAGUGCAAUGGUGCAGUCUUGGCUCACUGCAACCUCCUCCUCCUGGGUUCAAGCGAUUCUCCUGCCUCAGCCUUCCUAGUAGCUGAGAUUACAGGUGCCCGCAACCACACCCAGCUAAUUUUUGUAUUUUUAGUAGAGACGAGGUUUCACCAUGUUGGUCAGGCCAGUCUCGAACUCCUGACCUCGGUGAUCCACCCACGUUGGCCUCCCAAAGUGCUGGGAUUACAGGCAUGAGCCACCAGACCCGGCAGUUAUUUUCACUUGAUGAUUUUUCCGUAUUAACCUUAGUAGCAAAAAAACUGACAUUUUAAUUAGAGUGUGUUUUAAAAUAGAGUGUGUUAACAGAAAAUAUUAUCAUUCAGUAAGGCCAACAUAUCAGGAGACUGUUGGUAUUGAAAAAAUAGUUAUUACUCAGAGUUCCCAAGUAGAGGUCUCGGUAGGAAGAGAAUGAGAACAAGUGGGCUAAAACCCUAUUGUGAUUACUGCAGGAAGAAAGAAAUGAGGCAGGGUAAACAAGUUUAGGAUUGGUUUAUUUGAACAAUGUCGAUAUACUCAGAAAUGGUGGAGAGGCUGUCCCUAGCUGUCUGAAUGUGGGCCUGGGGUGAUUGGGUAGGGAGAUAAUCUCCCAGAAUGUGAGAGCACCAUAAAGAUGGCCAUGAAGAGGAAAGUUGGGGUUAUGGGCUCUGGAUUGGUUGGCUUGUGUAUGAAAGGCGAGUUGUUUGACCUCUCCAGGGUCAGUAAGGCUCAAGCAGGUGAAUCGUUUGCUAUCACUGGGAAUUGUCUAACCCGGUGCUGAGCAGUUCUGUCAGGGUCAUUGAGGCCCAGUUGUCAGUGGAGUUUUAAAGUUUUCAUUAUAUUGAUCUCACACAAUUUUUGCUAAAUUUGUUUCUAGAUAUUAAUCUGUUUUGUUGCUAUUUAGUGGCAUUGGCAAGUACUUCCAAAACAAUGCUAAAUGGCAUUGUGGGCAUGCACCACUUUCCUUCUAGGUGUUUUAGAAUCAUCAUGUCAUUUAUCUACUUUCCUCCUUCAGGAGGAGUAAAAGAUGACAGGAAAACCUCCCUAUUAGGAGUUACUGAGGCUGCAGGGUUGAAAUACAUGACAAGAUCAAAAAAGAAUACCUACUACCAUUUCCAAGUUGGGGCUUGUGGUCACCUGCAAUAACAAGUGACUUAUUGACAAUUAACCCCCAAUCAGGGCUAGUUGAAAUGCUAGUCAAUUACUUGUUGCCUAAACCACCUUCCUUCAUAGCACUGAGACCGAUGACAAAGGCAAACAUUGAGAAAGCUGCUCCUCUGUAGUCUUCACCUUCAAAAUCUCAGACCAGAAAAGAGGGAGGAGGUGGCGCAAGAUGGCUGAAUAGGAGCCUCCACCAAUCAUCCUCCUUGCAGAAACACCAAAUUAACUUCCACACAAUAAAGCACCUUCAUAAGAAGCAAAAAUAAGCCCUUCCCGGCCUGGAUCAGAAGAAGCGUGGUGGCCACAAAGCAUGCUGCCUGCUGACGCCCCCUCCACCACCACUGUUCCCACCACCAUUCUUCAGAGGUGGCCGAAGUCCGACAUGAAGAAUCUCGUCCUGGAACUGGAAACCUCGCAGUCCCCGUGCAUGCAAGGCUCGCUAGGCUCCCCUGGGCCUCCCGGCCCCCAGGGUCCACCGGGGCUUCCUGGCAAGACAGGACCAAAGGGAGAAAAGGGGGAGCUUGGCCGACCAGGAAGGAAGGGUAGACCUGGCCCCCCAGGUGUUCCUGGCAUGCCUGGGCCCAUCGGUUGGCCAGGCCCUGAAGGACCCAGGGGUGAAAAAGGUGACCUGGGUGUGAUGGGCUUGCCAGGGUCAAGAGGACCAAUGGGCUCCAAGGGCUACCCUGGAUCCAGAGGGGAAAAGGGAUCCAGAGGUGAAAAGGGUGACCUGGGUCCCAAAGGAGAAAAGGGUUUCCCAGGAUUUCCUGGAAUGUUGGGGCAGAAAGGUGAAAUGGGUCCAAAAGGUGAACCUGGGAUAGCAGGACACCGAGGACCCACGGGAAGACCAGGAAAACGAGGCAAGCAGGGACAGAAAGGGGAUAGUGGAGUUAUGGGCCCACCUGGCAAGCCUGGGCCUUCUGGUCAACCUGGCCGUCCAGGGCCCCCAGGCCCCCCAUCUGCAGGACAACUUAUAAUGGGACCCAAAGGGGAAAGAGGAUUUCCCGGGCCUCCAGGAAGAUGUCUUUGUGGACCCACUAUGAAUGUGAAUAACCCUUCCUACGGGGAAUCUGUGUAUGGGCCCAGUUCCCCGCGAGUUCCUGUGAUUUUUGUGGUCAACAACCAGGAGGAGCUUGAGAGGCUGAACACCCAAAACGCCAUUGCCUUCCGCAGAGACCAGAGAUCUCUGUACUUCAAGGACAGCCUUGGCUGGCUCCCCAUCCAGCUGACCCCUUUCUACCCUGUGGAUUACACUGCAGACCAGCGCGGCACCUGCGGGGAUGGGCUCCUGCAGCCCGGGGAGGAGUGUGACGACGGUAACAGCGAUGUGGGUGACGACUGCAUCCGCUGUCACCGUGCCUACUGUGGAGAUGGUCACCGGCAUAAGGGUGUGGAGGACUGUGACGGCUCUGACUUUGGCUACCUGACAUGCGAGACCUAUCUCCCUGGUGCCCCUCUCCUUGAAGGAAGGAAGACCCCUGACAGGCCUCUGCCAGAGAGUUGGCUCUUCAUGGCUCCAGAGAGACGAAUGAAUGCAGACAAUCAGAUACGGAGUACAGGAUCGAGUAGAGCGCAGGGCGCCCCACGCUCACUGUGGUCACGCAGCUACUCCCCAGAAGCCUCAGAGGGACGCUUGUGACCGUGCCUGUGAGGUUUAACACCCUGUCUCGGAUGAUCAUCCGGGCCUACAGAG
This is a messenger RNA of Symphalangus syndactylus (siamang), 8922 nucleotides long. RefSeq names its product collagen like tail subunit of asymmetric acetylcholinesterase (gene COLQ). NCBI's taxonomy places the organism in Eukaryota, Metazoa, Chordata, Mammalia, Primates, Hylobatidae. Gene Ontology annotation, molecular function: extracellular matrix structural constituent conferring tensile strength. The record is from RefSeq and is a predicted model, not a curated record. Gene Ontology annotation, biological process: extracellular matrix organization.